Colletotrichum paranaense is the source of this 1065-nucleotide messenger RNA. RefSeq lists its product as uncharacterized. The record is from RefSeq and is a predicted model, not a curated record. Lineage: Eukaryota; Fungi; Ascomycota; Sordariomycetes; Glomerellales; Glomerellaceae. The coding region runs from base 1 to 1065 and encodes 354 amino acids. The transcript is spliced from 5 exons.
AUGUUCCUCCUCUCGGCUUUGGCUGUAGCUGUACUGCUAUUCUCCGCAUGGAGGUGGAAGUGGCGAUAUGCCACAAAGGAAAAGCUCGUCGGGACUAGCUUGCAGGAGAAAUCAGACGAAAAGACCGACAUAAUGCCUCUGAAAGAUUUUGACUGGCAGGACAUCGAUCCUGCCAAGCACCGGCCAUUCAAACCAGUCUAUCACAUCACCAUGGCCAUCCAAGCAAGUCCGCCAGAAGACCUCAUCAUUAUAGACAACAACUACCUUGAUCGAGUGACCGAGCGUCGUCAGCUUCUGGAUGAGCAUACGUCAACGGUAGCGGGCGCUGUGCCAGAAGGCCUACCUGCCCUUCAUGAGGCCUGGACUUAUAUACUCUCAGAGUAUCUGCCGAAGCGAUAUCCAACCAUGUUCUCCUUGUCCGAGGACAAGACUAAGUUCCAUAACCAUGUUACCAAGACAUCACUGCCCCUCGCGCCGCCGGAGGACCCCGUGACUGCCCUCAAAGCUCUUGGAGAGACCGUGGAAGACGACAUCUUUUUGCUCGUUGAGACACCAGAGGGCCAUCGUUGCGUGGCGUUCGUUUGCUGCCAUCCUGCUGGAUUCGAUCCGUCCAACAAGCUCGGAAAGCUGAUGAAGGACAUUCACACCCCGGUGCCGUCAUAUGAGAAGAUUGGUGCAAGCAUGGAGCGCUUCUUCUCUCGAUUACAGGUUGGGAAGAGCGUCAAGCGGAUGAACUGGUCUGUUUCGACGCAUGAGAACCUCUUUAGCCCGAGCAACUUGCACAUUUAUGAAGGCGACAAGACAGAAGAGGAUGAGGAUGUCGAUAUUUCAAAGGCUUGUUUGCGCCAAGAACUACAAACCUUGACCAGACUUCCCAAGACGGGAGCGAUCAUGUUCUCAUUCAAGACGUAUCUCACGCCCAUAGAAGAGGUGAAGAAGGAGGGGUGCGGGCUCAUACUUGCGGACGCCAUAGAAGGGUUGAAGACGGGUAAUGCGCCUGGCAUGUGGGUAUACAAGGGGGCGUCGCGUUGGGGCAAAAGUGUUUGUGAGUACCUCAGGUCGUGA